ACGAACAGGUGCGUGACGCAAAACCAGUCAUUCAGUGAUACGAGCCUGAAGCUAAUACGGAGAUUAGCAGUAAAAUAUCUAGUUUACGGACAUUUUAAAGCUUGAGGUCCAUUUAGAAAAUAUAUACACAACUGGACAGGACGGAGGAGGUGUUCGGGACAGAGAAAAACAUGGUUUAAAAGGGCUGGUAAAACCCACAGUCUGGCUCCUCUGACCAAACUCUGAACACUCUGCAGCUUCUGUCAGCAUGUCAGGUAGCUACACUCCAGCCCCAGGGGGGCCCUUUUCGGCACUUACACCCAGUAUGUGGCCCCAAGACAUCCUGGCCAAGUACCACCAGAAAGACCAGAAUAUGGACUCGGAACCUCAGUAUGAUGAGUUUGGCUUCAGAAUCGAUAGUGAAGAUGGCGUGGAGCCCCGCGAGUGGCUCCGGGGGGACGGAGCUCCACAAACAGAAGACCCUCAGCAGAGGCUGCGCUGGCAGGCCCACCUGGAGUUUACUCAUAACCACACAGUUGGAGACCUCACCUGGGACAAAAUCUCUCCCAGCCUUCCACGCUCUGAACGCCUCCGAUCACUGGUACUGGGAGGAAUUCCACACAGCAUGAGACCCCAGUUAUGGAUGCGUCUGUCAGGGGCACUGCAGAAGAAGAGAACUUCAGAAAUUUCAUACAGAGAGAUCAUCAAAAACAGCUCAAACGAUGACACCACUGCAGCCAAACAGAUAGAGAAGGAUCUUUUGCGGACCAUGCCCACUAACGCAUGCUUCAGCACUCUUACAAGUGUUGGUGUGCCCAGGCUCAAGCGGGUACUGAGAGGGUUGGCAUGGCUCUAUCCAGAUAUUGGCUACUGCCAGGGAACAGGGAUGGUGGUGUCGUGCUUGCUGUUGUUUCUUGAGGAGGAGGAUGCCCUGUGGAUGAUGUGUGCGCUGAUUGAGGACCUUCUUCCUCCAUCUUACUUUUCUUCCACUCUGUUGGGAGUGCAAACAGACCAGCGUGUUCUCCGCCAGCUUAUAGUGCAGUACCUGCCCAGUCUAGACCAGCUGCUGCAGGAGCAUGACAUUGAGUUGUCCCUGAUCUCUCUGCACUGGUUCCUCACGUCCUUCGCCAGUGUGGUGGAUAUCCGGAUCCUGCUGCGCAUCUGGGACCUGCUGUUCUAUGAUGGAUCCAUUGUUCUGUUCCAGGUUACACUGGGCAUGCUUAAAAUAAAGGAAGAGGAGCUGGUGUCAUCAGAGAACUCAGCUUCUAUCUUCAACACGCUGUCUGAUCUGCCCAGUCAGCUGGAGGACGGGGCGGCGGUUCUUGGGGAGGCAGUCAGACUGGCCGGUUCCCUCUCUCAGGAUACGCUGGACUCUCACAGACGCAAACACCUGGCCUAUAUCCUGGCUGAGCAAGCCCAGCUCAACUCCAACAACUCACAUACACUAAAUACUAACCUUAAUAAGGUGGUUCGCAGACAGAGCCUGCGUAGAAAGUCCACUCUGAGCUCACUGCUGUUUGGGGAGGAUGAGGCAGAAGCGCUGAAGGCCAAAAACAUCAAACAGACUGAACUAGUUGCUGCACUACGAGAAGCAAUCACCCGCACGGCCGAACAUUUCCACUGCCUGGACCCCCGACACUGCAGCAUGGACCUGACUCCAGAUUACUCUAUGGAGAGUCACCAGCGAGACCACGAGAACUUUCUUGUUGUUUCACGGAAUCGCAGGAGGCGGGCCAAGGCCCUGCUGGAUUUUGAACGGCAUGAUGAUGAUGAACUGGGCUUUCGGAAGAACGACAUCAUUACAAUUGUUUCACAGAAGGAUGAGCACUGUUGGGUGGGGGAGCUGAACGGGCUGAGGGGUUGGUUUCCAGCUAAAUUCGUGGAAGUCUUGGAUGAAAGAAGUAAAGAGUAUUCUCUAGCAGGAGACGACUCUGUGACGGAGGCCAUAACAGAUUUGGUACGGGGAACGUUGUGUCCAGCACUGAAAGCCAUUUUUCAGCACGGCCUGAAGAAGCCGUCCAUACUGGGAGGACCCUGCCACCCCUGGCUCUUCAUUGAAGAGGCAGCCAGCAGGGAGGUUGAGAGGGACUUUAACUCGGUCUACUCCAGACUGGUCCUUUGCAAAACAUACAGGUUAGAUGAAGAUGGAAAGGUGCUCACACCUGAGGAGCUUCUGUACAGAGCAGUGCAGUCUGUCAACAUGAGCCACGACUCCGCUCACGUUCAGAUGGACGUCAAGUUCCGCUCACUCAUUUGUGUAGGACUGAAUGAGCAGGUCCUGCACCUGUGGCUGGAGGUGCUGUGCUCCAGUAUAAAUGCAGUAGAGAAGUGGUACCAGCCCUGGUCGUUCCUGCGCAGCCCCGGCUGGGUCCAGAUCAAGUGUGAGCUCAGAGUUCUCUCCAAGUUUGCCUUCAGUCUCUCACAAGAUUGUGAACUGCCUGCCAAAAAAGAAGAAAAAGAACAAAGGCCUCUAAAAGAGGGUGUUCAGGACAUGCUGGUGAAGCAUCACCUCUUCAGCUGGGACAUCGAUGGGUAGAAACUCUAGUCUGAACCCACAGUAUGUGAGGGUUACACACCAGGUGCUACACACACUCGCUCAUUUUAACUGGGGGCGAAAAAAGAAAAUGAGUUGAUGAAGCGCUUUCCAUGACCAUGUUGAAAUAGUGAGUAUUUGAGUGUGUAGAUACCAGUAUGUUCCACCAGUGACCAGUGGCUUUCGUGUGUGCUUGCAUGACUGCCGUCGACUUCAACACUUCAGGACCACACACACACACACACACACACACACACACACACUGCUUCAGAAUGCAUAAAAACCUCCCAAAAAAUCACCUUCACCAAGUUCUGUCGGAGUUUGAAGUUCCUCUUCCCGGGAUAUAAGGGGUUGUCUGAGACAGUACUAUAAAGGGCAUGCCUAGAGCCAUGAAUGAGAUAUAUAUACAGAUUCUACACUCUACUGUAGAUACACACACACACAUACUUCUCCCACAAACAUCCACACACUCACAAACAAACGCACACACUAAUUUGUUUAGCUUCGUAUGCAGCAGUCCUACAGUGUUUGUGUAGGAUUAGCUCAGUGGCCGAUGCUUGCCUUGGUUUUUUGCACAUUUACCUCUUUUUGGGUUGUUAAAGAGUUUGCACCAGAAACACUGUAUAUAGUGUACAUAUGAUUUGAAUUAUACGCUGUGUUUAGUCACGUUUCAUGGUUGUUGGACCACUUUUCAAGACCCUGUUUUAAAAAGAUCCUGCAAGAAGUGUUUUAGAUGGACUGUAUUGUAAUCUUUUCAUCAUCGUCGUCUCUCUGCACCUCCCUCAGCAUUAUCCAUACGUCUAAAAAAGCUGAUAAAAUAAAUAAACAAAUCCUAGCUGGUGGUGGAAGUAGUGGAUGAAAAAAAACAGAAUUUUGUCACAGUUGUAUUUAAGCUCAUUUUUUUGGUGUUUUUAUGAUUUACAUCACUGAAAAACAGCAGCUGCCCCUUGUCCUCGUCAGCAUUUCAUGAAUGGACCAAAAGAUGAUCCAAAAUGAUGUGGAAUUAAAAUUUAUUCUUAUAUUAAA
Molecule: messenger RNA, 3538 nt
Organism: Astyanax mexicanus (Mexican tetra)
Lineage: Eukaryota; Metazoa; Chordata; Actinopteri; Characiformes; Acestrorhamphidae
Gene: sgsm3
Product: small G protein signaling modulator 3
Exons: 21
Coding region: 248-2515 (755 amino acids)
Molecular function (GO): protein binding
Source: RefSeq, a predicted model, not a curated record